Molecule: messenger RNA, 888 nt
Organism: Cavenderia fasciculata
Lineage: Eukaryota; Evosea; Eumycetozoa; Acytosteliales; Cavenderiaceae
Exons: 3
Coding region: 1-888 (295 amino acids)
Source: RefSeq, a predicted model, not a curated record
AUGGUCAAUAAUAUACUAUCAACAAAGAAACAGACACUAAAAGGUCCUGUAACUAAAUGGGAAAGAAAAUGGGUGUCUGUAGGUCAUCUAAAGUUAUUAAAAUGGAUUGCAUUGAAAAAGAAACCAAAUACACAAUCACAAGGAAGAUCAAAGGAUGGAUCAAGACUGACAUCUAAUACCGAUAGAUCAUCAAGACCAAAGAGAGGUUCAACAUCUACAACUACAGGUGCAUCUGAUGUAUGUAUCACUACUACUACUACUACUACUACUACUACUACUACUACUACUACUACUACUACUAAUACUACUACAACGAUGAAGCCUGGAAACCAAAUUGAAACAGAGAUUGAAAUGUUAUAUUUAUUACCAAAGACAAGAAGAACUGCAAAGAAAAUAGAUACUCUAAAGAAACAACAGGCAGCUCAACAGCAAGCAGCUCAACAACAACAAGCGGCACAACAACAACAACAACAACAACAAGCAGCUCAACAACAACAACAACAACAACAGCAACAAAAAGAAGAAACUUCAACCACAAGUACUACAUCUACGCCAAGCAGCAGCGCAAUUGAAAAACCGGUACUCAAGAAAAAGAUUACAUUUAAUAAUAGUAAAUCAACAGCAUCCUCUCAAUCAUCGCCACUCUCACCACCUCCUCCUACAUCAACAAUUUCCACAUCAUCGUUUGGUAGUACUACACCAAGCGAUCAAAUAUCUACAACAAACAACAACAGCAGCAGCAGCAACAGCAAUACUAGUAUUUCCUCAUUUGAACAACAAAAGAUGGUCGAUGACGAUGAAAAGAUGAAUACCUCUAGAAAUGACGAAGAUGAAGAACAAAUUGAUAAUGAUGACAAUGAUGAACAAGAUUAUGAAGACGAUGCAUAA